Messenger RNA from Arabidopsis thaliana (thale cress), 3053 nucleotides. It is a transcript of the gene Hsp89.1, whose product is annotated as HEAT SHOCK PROTEIN 89.1. The transcript has 20 exons. Gene Ontology annotation, molecular function: ATP hydrolysis activity; ATP binding; ATP-dependent protein folding chaperone. Gene Ontology annotation, biological process: protein folding. NCBI's taxonomy places the organism in Eukaryota, Viridiplantae, Streptophyta, Magnoliopsida, Brassicales, Brassicaceae. Gene Ontology annotation, cellular component: cytoplasm; mitochondrion. The coding region runs from base 342 to 2741 and encodes 799 amino acids. The record is from RefSeq and is marked reviewed.
ACUGUGUUUUUGGUACAUGUUCUUGUUGGGAUAGCGUUUGUAUGUUGGUUUAUUUUCGUGUUAGUUAUCUUCUUCAUUGCAUACAUUCUAAAGCAAUAUGAUUUCUUAUACAAGCCAAUAAGGUUUUAAUCAGGAUUAUCCUUAAUUAAUGUAUUCAUACUUACCGUUCACAAAAUAAUUAUGAGAAAACCAAAUACCGGAAUUACCCUUCAAAUCCAGAAGCUUCGGCUUUGGCCUAAAAACCCUACUAAACCCCAAUCGUCUCUCUUCUUAGCUCAGAGUGCUACCGAAAUCAAAAUCCACCAUUCUUUUCUCUUCCGAGAUUUUAGAAGUUUGCGACGAUGAUCAGGCUCUCUAAGCGCUCCGUCUCUACCCUCCUACGCUCCGGUAACCAAAGCUUCCGUAUCGCCGCCGCAGCUUCCACCUCCCGUUCUUCCCCAUCUGCCACGGAUGUCAAGAGAAGUGACACUGAAUCGAGAUGGUACUCAUCUUUAACCAAUGGACAAUCUAAGAAUAGUGGGUCAUUUGCUCAAUUGAACAUGAAAACCAAUUGGUUUAUGGGAUACCGGAACGAAUCCAGUGCAGCAGCAUCAGAUUCUUCCUCACAAGCUCCUCCACCGGCUGAGAAAUUCGAGUAUCAAGCUGAAGUUAGUCGCCUCAUGGACCUUAUUGUCAACAGCUUAUACAGCAAUAAGGAGGUGUUUCUUCGGGAGCUUAUUAGUAAUGCAAGUGAUGCAUUGGAUAAGCUUCGUUAUUUGAGCGUUACCAACCCUGAGCUCUCAAAAGAUGCUCCUGAUCUUGAUAUACGUAUCUAUGCAGACAAGGAGAAUGGAAUCAUAACUCUCACUGAUUCUGGUAUUGGUAUGACACGGCAAGAAUUAGUUGACUGUCUUGGGACUAUUGCUCAAAGUGGAACCGCCAAGUUCAUGAAAGCUCUAAAGGAUAGCAAGGAUGCAGGUGGUGACAACAAUUUAAUUGGUCAAUUUGGUGUAGGGUUCUAUUCAGCAUUUUUGGUUGCAGAUCGGGUAAUUGUGUCAACCAAGAGCCCUAAGUCUGAUAAACAAUAUGUAUGGGAAGGAGAAGCAAAUUCAAGCAGUUUUACCAUUCAGGAAGAUACUGACCCACAAUCUCUCAUUCCUAGAGGAACUCGUAUUACUUUGCAUCUUAAGCAAGAAGCCAAAAACUUUGCAGAUCCUGAGCGGAUUCAGAAGCUCGUGAAAAACUAUUCCCAGUUUGUUUCUUUCCCUAUUUACACUUGGCAGGAAAAAGGAUACACAAAAGAGGUUGAGGUUGAAGAUGAUCCAACUGAAACAAAAAAAGAUGACCAAGAUGACCAAACUGAGAAAAAGAAGAAGACCAAGAAGGUUGUUGAGAGAUACUGGGAUUGGGAGCUUACAAAUGAGACACAACCGAUUUGGCUGCGUAACCCUAAGGAGGUGACAACAGCAGAAUACAAUGAGUUUUACAGAAAAGCUUUCAAUGAGUAUUUGGACCCAUUGGCUUCAUCCCAUUUCACGACAGAGGGCGAAGUCGAGUUUAGGUCUAUCCUAUAUGUGCCACCUGUUUCACCAUCGGGGAAGGAUGACAUAGUCAAUCAAAAGACAAAGAACAUAAGGCUCUAUGUUAAACGAGUUUUCAUUUCAGAUGACUUUGAUGGGGAGCUGUUUCCUCGGUACUUGAGCUUUGUUAAAGGUGUUGUGGACUCGCAUGAUCUCCCACUUAAUGUAUCACGUGAGAUUCUUCAAGAAAGUCGCAUAGUGCGGAUCAUGAAGAAACGUCUAGUGAGGAAGGCUUUUGAUAUGAUUUUGGGUAUAUCCUUGAGUGAAAACAGAGAAGACUAUGAGAAGUUUUGGGAUAAUUUUGGCAAACACUUGAAAUUAGGGUGCAUCGAAGACCGUGAAAACCACAAGCGUAUAGCUCCACUGCUUCGAUUUUUCUCCUCCCAGAGUGAGAAUGACAUGAUCAGCUUGGAUGAGUAUGUUGAGAACAUGAAACCUGAACAGAAAGCCAUAUACUUCAUUGCUUCUGACAGCAUUACAAGUGCUAAGAAUGCACCUUUCCUCGAAAAGAUGCUGGAGAAAGGACUUGAAGUACUAUAUUUGGUAGAGCCUAUUGAUGAAGUUGCCGUACAGAGUUUAAAAGCUUAUAAGGAGAAGGAUUUUGUAGAUAUCAGCAAGGAAGACUUGGAUCUAGGAGACAAGAACGAGGAGAAAGAGGCAGCAGUGAAAAAAGAGUUUGGACAGACUUGUGACUGGAUAAAGAAACGAUUGGGUGACAAGGUUGCCAGUGUUCAAAUUUCCAACCGUCUUAGUUCUUCCCCCUGUGUUCUUGUAUCUGGUAAAUUUGGUUGGUCAGCCAAUAUGGAGAGGCUAAUGAAGGCACAAUCAACUGGUGACACAAUAAGCCUCGACUACAUGAAAGGGAGAAGAGUGUUUGAGAUCAAUCCCGACCACUCAAUUAUCAAGAACAUAAAUGCUGCUUACAAUAGUAACCCAAAUGACGAAGAUGCAAUGAGAGCCAUAGAUCUUAUGUAUGACGCAGCACUAGUUUCUAGUGGGUUCACGCCCGAUAAUCCAGCAGAGCUGGGUGGGAAGAUAUAUGAGAUGAUGGAUGUAGCUCUUUCCGGGAAAUGGUCAAGCCCUGAGGUGCAGCCGCAGCAACAGCAGAUGGCACAUUCUCACGAUGCAGAGACGUUUGAAGCUGAAGUGGUUGAACCAGUCGAAGUGGAUGGGAAGAAAUGAACACAAGCCUAAUGUUUUAUGUCCCUGCUACGAUUCUCAUCAUAUUCUUCUUCUUUUAUUAGUAGUAGCAGUAAAAGUAGAACCCCAAAACUCAGAACAAUAGGCAAUGAGCGAAUGAUAAUCUCUAUUUAUGUUGGAGAGAUUAAUAAUUGAUUGAGCUUGUUUUUGUUCCAGUUUGUGUUGAUCCUCCUCGGUAUAAUUUUAAUAACCGUUAAGAAAAAUUCAGUUGGGGUGUUUUUGGAAAGAUUUUUCGAGUUUUAUCUAACAAAACUAAAAUUUUGGGACAUAUGGUAAUUUUUAAUUAAAUAGAGG